AUGGAUGAUCUUGGUAGUCUUGUCGUAAAACUCUUCGAUAUCGAGGCAUUUAAGUUUGGUUCAUUUAAACUCAAAAGUGGCAUUCAAUCGCCCAUUUACAUCGAUUUACGGGUUAUCAUCAGUUAUCCUGAUAUUCUCCGAUCUAUCGCUGUGCAUAUGAAUGACAUUAUACAACGUGCCAACGUCGCAUGUGAUUCGAUCUGCGGAGUUCCUUAUACCGCGUUGCCCAUCGCUUCGAUCAUCUGUGCUGAUUACAAAAGACCGAUGUUAAUUCGUCGAAAGGAAAAGAAAGAUUAUGGAACAAAAAAGUUAAUUGAAGGAAAAUUUCAACCCAACGAUCGAUGCUUAAUCAUCGAAGACAUCGUUACCAGCGGAUCGAGCGUUGCUGAAACCGCAGAAAGUCUUCGUGCAGAAGGCUUGCAGGUCACUGAUGCCAUUGUGUUUUUUGAUCGAGAACAAAAUGGUGAAAAUAAUCUGAAGGAGAAAAACAUUCGAUUACUUCGAGUUUUGACGAUAACGGAAGUGUUAGGACAUUUGGUGAAGCACGGUCGAAUUACGGAAGAGAUGUCAAAAACUGUUCAAAUGUUUAUUCGUGAAAAUCAAACUCAAUUACCUUCAUCGAAACCAGAAAUUGCCGAAACAAAACAUCUGUCGAUGUCUAUUCGAGAACGAUUUCAAAUGAUACUGAAAGAAAAGAAAACAAAUCUUUGCUUAUCUGCAGAUUUACCUAGUCUUGAUGAAAUUAUCGAAGUAAAA
Adineta ricciae is the source of this 756-nucleotide messenger RNA. NCBI's taxonomy places the organism in Eukaryota, Metazoa, Rotifera, Eurotatoria, Adinetida, Adinetidae. The record is from the annotation of a GenBank genome assembly.